CUCUCGGGGACAAGGAACCACUGUUUUACAAACAUAGCAUCAACACAGAAGUUAUUUUGUGGGUUUCAGGAUGCAGAUAUGGGCUGUGCUGCCAGCAUUGUUCUGCUUCAAGCCUUUCGCUCUGUGGUACAGAGGAGCUGUCCCCAUAUUUGCACCAGACGGCAAGAGGAUUUGUCACAUGAAAUUGUGCUACAGGAUGAUGUGGAUGUUAUAAGCAGACCAAGAACUCUGAUCAUAAUGCAUGAGAAGCCUAAGCUUCUGGAACCUUUGGAUUAUGAGUCUGCUAUUACCGAGCUAGAAAACAAAUAUUCCAACGAUCCCCUGAAAGAUCUGGUGUUAUUCCCUGAAGAUGACUUCUCAAUAGAAACAAUCCCAUUGGAGAUGCAAACAGUCCUUUCCACGGUGCCUGAAGAAGCUGAACAAAAAGCAACACAUUUAUUAGUGAAAGAGGCCUGCAAAUAUUACAAUUCUCACUGGCAUGUGGUGAAUUACAAGUAUGAGCUGUAUUCUGGGGACUUCCGACAGUUACAACAAAAUUUUUCCAAGACAGAAAAAUUGCCUUCACAUUCCUUUGAAGUUGACCAUGAAGAUGCAGACAAGGAUGAAGAUACAACGUCCCUCUCGUCUUCUAAAGGAGGUGGCGGAGGAGGUGGAUCGGGAGUUUUCAAAUCUGGCUGGCUGUAUAAAGGGAAUUUUAAUAGCACUAUAAACAAUAGCAUUACUGUGCGGUCUUUUAAAAAACGCUUCUUCCAGCUGACGCAGCUGUCGGAUAAUUCUUACAUUAUGAAUUUUUACAAAGAUGAAAAAAUAUCAAAGGAACCAAAAGGAUGUAUUUUUUUAGACUCUUGCACUGGGGUCAUCCAGAAUAAACAGCUUAGAAAGCAUGCCUUUGAGCUGAAAAUGAAUGACCUGACGUACUUCGUGCUGGCAGCUGAAACUGAGCAGGAUAUGGAUGACUGGAUUUCUACUCUUAAUAAAAUUUUGCAAAUAAAUCCCGAAGGAGUCAUUCCAGAAAGGAAAAGCACUGAUCUAACAGAUCAUAAACUUGAUGAUCCAGAAGCCCUUAUGAAUUUUGAAUGUCAUCAGGAAGAAGAAGAUGCCACAGAGAACUCCUUGCACCCUGACCUUGCUAAAUACCUAACAGAAACAGAAGAAAGCAUCAGAUCUGCUAGAAAUGUGGAUCGACUCAAUCUGUUUUCUCUCGACCCAGAUAUAUGUGUAACAAAGCUCCAAAACUCAGCAAGCGACUCUGCAAUCAAACCAUUUGAGGAAAAGACAACUAAGAGGAUUAUGAUAUGUUGCAAAUCCCUCAGUCUAAAUCUUCAAGCCUGUCUCACAGAAAAUGACAAUGAUCCAAUAACAAAUAUUGAGCCUUUCUUUAUGUCAGUGGCUUUAUUUGACAUCAGGGAUGGGAGGAAGAUAUCUGCAGAUUUUCAUACCGAUUUGAACCAUGAUAUUGUCAGACAGCUGAUUUCCAGUUCCACCAGUACUUCCGAAAAUGGAACAACUUCUCAGCUCAUCAAUCAGGGAAAGGAACUGGAAGAACCCCAUAUCCAAGGUUUCCCAGAGAAGUGGCUGCAGUACCCCAGACAGGCUAUUUUUUCAGUAACAAACCCCCAUCCUGAUGUUGUCUUGGUUGUCAGAAUAGAAAAAGUUCUCAUGGGAAACAUUGCCAGCAAUGCUGAUCCAUACAUUAGAAAUGCAGAUUCCUCCAGCAAGUCAACGCAGAAACUACUGAAAUCAACUAAACAGUUCUGUAGUAAAUUGGGAAAAUACAGAAUGCCUUUUGCAUGGUCAAUGAGACCAAUAUUUAAAGAUAACUGUGGAGCCAUCGAUCGAGAAUCCAGAUUCUCCCCUUUGUUCAGACAAGAAAGUAACAAGAUUGCUACAGAAGACCUGUUUAAACUGGUGUCAGAAUACAGAAGGGCUGAGAAGAUUAGUAAAAUACAGAUAAUUCCUGGAAGCUUGGAAAUAUCAAUAGACACUGUUCCCAUGGAACUCCCAAACUGUCUUACCUCAUCUCUAAUACCAAUUAAACCAUUUGGUGAGCUAGAGAAGUACACACCCACAGUGGAAGUGGAAGAGUUUGUUCAAGCGUCAACCAAAUAUUCUCAGCCUUACAGAACCUACAAGAACCAAAUGUAUUUAUAUCCCAAACAUCUCAAGUAUGACAGUCAGAGGUGCUUUAACAAGGCAAGGAACAUAAUGGUGUGUAUUGAAUUUAAGAACUCAGAUGAAGAAGGAAGCCAGCCUCUAAAGUGUAUCUAUGGAAAACCCGGAGGUCAUUUGUUUACAAGAACAGCAUAUACCACAAUCCUUCAUCACUCUCAGAAUCCAGAUUUCUAUGACGAGGUGAAAAUUGAGCUUCCCACUCAACUUCAUGAGAAACAUCACAUUCUGUUUUCAUUCCAUCACGUCACCUGUGAUAUAAAUGCAAAAGCUAAUGCCAAAAAGAAAGAGGCUCUGGAAACCCCAGUUGGAUUUGCAUGGCUGCCCUUAUUCAAAAAUGGACAGCUUACCUCACAAGAUCACCUUAUCCCUGUUGCUACGACUUUGCCUCCAAAAUACUUAGGCUAUGAAGAUUCUAUGUCUGGAAAGCUAAGUGGAAGUGACCUCAAAUGGGUGGAUGGAGGAAAACCACUUUUUAAAGUGUCAACUCUUAUUGUAUCCACCAUAUACACUCAGGAUCCAUAUCUGAAUAGCUUUUUCCAGCAAUGCCAAAAACAACAAAAUGAGCUAUCAAAGCCUACAUCGUCUGACUUCAUGGCUUCCUGUAAGAACUUACUAAAUAUUGAGAAGAUCCAUGUGGUUAUAAACUUUCUUCCUGUUCUACUGAAUCAACUAUUCCAUAUUCUUACACAAAAUAAUGAUGAUGAGGUCAUCACCAUUAUAACCAGGGUCCUUACAGACAUUGUGGCCAAAUGUCAUGAAGAACAAUUGGAGAGUUAUGUCCAUUCCUACAUAAAGUAUGUAUUUAAAACACAAUCACAUGGAAAUCGGACACUCCACGAGGAACUUGCUAAAGGAGUGACAAGUCUCCUAAAGUCAAAUGAAGCAAAUCCAAUAAAGCUUGUGCUUAGGCAUUCCUGGUUUUUCCUUGAAAUAAUUACCAAAUCAAUGGCUCAACAUCUUCAUGACAAUAAUUUAAUGCAGGUUCAUCGGACUAAAAGGUUUCCUGAAUCCUUCCUCACUGAAGUGGAUUCGCUUGUGAUGGGCUUCUCAGAUCACAUCAUCUGGAAAUACAGAGAUGCCGUGGAAGAAACUAGGAAAGCUAAUCUGAGUGUGGCUUGUUUUUUAAAGCGCUGCUUUACAUUUAUGGACCGUGGUGCCAUAUUUAAGAUGAUAAGUUGCCAUAUCAGCAUGUUUAGUCCUGAAGAUCACAAGGAUUUCUGUCAGUACAAGUUUGAGUUUCUCCAGGAGGUCUGCAACCAUGAGCACUUUGUUCCUCUCUGUCUACCCAUACGAUCUGCAAACAUCCCAGACGCAGUUUCCCCUUCAGAUUCCACAAAAGCUUUGCAUGCGUCAGAUAUGCCAGAGUACACCUUAACGGAUGAUUUCUGUCGCAAACAUUUCCUGAUUGGGAUACUACUUAGGGAAAUUGGAUUUGCACUACAAGAAGACCAGGAUAUUCGACAUCUUGCUCUGGCUGCAUUACGAAAUUUGAUGACUAAACAUUCCUUUGAUGACCGUUAUGCUGACAAGGAAAAACAGGCUCAAAUAGCCAUUUUAUAUUUACCUCUCUAUGGUCUACUCUUGGAUAAUAUGCCUCGGAUUUUCAUGAAGUACUUCUUUCCAUUUGGCGUGAAUACAUCAAACCAGGGUUCAAGAGAUGACCUAAGCACUGCUGCCGCAUCUCAGUCCGCUUUGAAACACGCCACUUCUGCAGACACCUCAUUCUCCAAAGAUGUUCUGAACUCCAUAGCUGCUUUUUCAUCCAUCGCUAUCUCAGCAGGAAACAACGCUGACUCAAGGGCAUCCUUAGCCAGCCUUGAAUCAAUUCCUAGCACAAACGAGAAGAACAACGAGAAGGCGGAAAACUGUGAAAAGAUCGCAAGACCUCUGUCACUGAUUGGGUCCACCCUUCGGUUUGACAAACUCGACCAAGCCGAGACAAAAUGUCUGUUGAUGUGCUUCCUUCACAUUAUGAAAAUGAUAUCAGAGGAUAUGUUAAUCUCCUAUUGGCAGAGAGCACCUGACACUGAGAUCUAUGACUUCUUCAGUAUUCUAGAAGUGUGCCUCCAAAACUUCAGGUACCUUGGGAAAAGAAAUAUAAUAAGAAAAAUAACUGCAGCGUUCAAACUCGCCCAAACAUCCCAGAACAACGGGACCCUGAAAGGCUCCAAUUCCUCUUCACAAGCUGGACUCCUAACACAGUGGAUACAUUCUACACACGACGGCCAUAAGCAUCCAAGAUCACAGACGCUGCCCAUUAUACGCGGCAAAAAUGCCCUUUCCAAUCCUAAAUUGCUGCAAAUGAUAGAAUUGACAAGUUCAAUAGCAACAGGUGGAUCCAAUGAGACAGACAUCGUGCAUCAUGUUGAUAUAGAGGGCAACAUUGCCACAGAGGUCUGCAUUACCGUUCUUGAUCUGUUGUGUCUCUUCAAUGACAGCCAUCAGAAAUUACUGCCCUCUGACAACCAGAAUGUUGUGAUGAAGAAGAUUUUUGACACCCACUUACUUUUUUUGCAAAUCAACCAAUCAGCUGCAGCCCUUCGUCACGUCUUUGCUGCCCUGCGGAUGUUCGUGUGCAAGUUUCCCUCUGCAUUCUUUGAAGGCCAGGCUGACCUUUGUGGACCAUUUUGUUAUGAAGUUCUUAAAUGCUGCAACCAUCACUCUCGCUCAACUCAAACUGAAGCCUCUGCGCUUCUUUACUUUUUCAUGAGAAAGAACUUUGACUACAACAAGCAAAAGUCAAUAGUGAGAUCUCAUCUGCAGCUGAUCAAGGCAGUGAGUCAACUGAUUGCGGAUGCAGGAAUUGGAGGCUCUCGCUUUCAGCAUUCGUUGGCAAUUAUCAACAACUUUGCCAAUGGAGACAAACAAAUGAAGAAUACUCAGUUUCCAGCAGAGGUAAAAGAUCUGACCAAGCGCAUCAGGACAGUUUUAAUGGCAACAGCUCAGAUGAAGGAGCAUGAGAAAGACCCUGAGAUGCUGGUGGAUCUUCAGUACAGCUUGGCAAACUCCUACGCGAGUACACCUGAGUUACGGAGAACAUGGCUGGAGAGUAUGGCAAAGAUCCAUGCCAGAAAUGGAGACUUAUCAGAGGCUGCUAUGUGCUACGUCCAUAUUGCCGCACUGAUAGCGGAGUAUUUGAAAAGGAAAGGUUACUGGAAAUGUGAUAGCAGUCAGACUUCAAGCUUGGCGCAGGAAGAUGCCCAAAGCCCUGGUUAUAACCUAUUACUAACAUCUGCCAAUGGAAAAUGCACAUUUUCCAUGGGAUGGCCAGCCUUUCAGACCAUUACCCCAAACAUCAAGGAAGAAGGGGCAAUGAAAGAGGAUUCAGGGAUGCAGGACACUCCAUACAGUGAGAGCACUCUUGUGGAACAGUUGGAUCUGUGUGUGGACUAUCUGUGGAAGUCCGAACGCUACGAGCUGAUUGCUGAUGUCAGCAAGCCAGUUAUUGCGGUGUUUGAGAAGCAACGAGACUUCAAAAGGCUGUCAGAGUUGUACUAUCGUAUUCAUCGUUCUUAUCUGAAAAUCGCAGAAGUUGUGAACGCAGAAAAGCGGUUAUUUGGCCGAUACUAUCGGGUUGCCUUCUACGGUCAGGGCUUCUUUGAAGAAGAAGAAGGCAAAGAAUAUGUCUACAAAGAACCCAAACUGACAGGGCUCUCAGAAAUAUCGCAGCGGCUGCUCAAGUUGUAUGCCGACAAAUUUGGAGCGGACAAUGUCAAGAUCAUUCAGGAUUCCAACAAGGUGAACCCUAAGGAUCUGGACUCAAAGUUUGCCUACAUCCAGGUUACAUACGUAACGCCGUACUUUGACGAAAAGGAAACGGAGGACAGAAAAACUGAUUUUGAAAGACAUCACAAUAUCAACAGAUUUGUGUUUGAAACGCCAUUCACGCUGUCAGGAAAGAAGCACGGCGGGGUGGAGGAGCAAUGCAAGAGAAGAACCAUCCUUACAACUAGCCAUUCAUUCCCUUACGUCAAGAAAAGGAUACAGGUUGUAAAACAAACAAGCACAGAAUUGAACCCUAUUGAAGUUGCAAUUGAUGAAAUGUCUAAAAAAGUUUUGGAACUUCAACAACUCUGCUUGAUGGAAGGUGUAGACAUGAUAAGGUUACAGCUUAAACUCCAAGGGAGCGUCAGUGUGAAGGUAAAUGCUGGACCAAUGGCAUAUGCGAGAGCCUUUUUAACAGAGACAAAUGCCAAUAACUAUCCAGAGAGUCAAGUAAAGCAUCUCAAAGACAUCUUCAGACAAUUUGCAGACACCUGUGGGCUCGCUCUGGAAGUCAAUGAGCGGCUUAUAAAAGAGGACCAGCUUGAGUAUCAAGAAGAAAUGAAAUCUCAUUAUAGAGACAUCCUUGCAGAGCUCUCUGAAGUCAUGAACGAGCCGAUGACGUACAAGGAGGAUCCAACAAAGCAUCAAGGAGCCGAGAAACAAUGUGUUCUUCGAUCAAUUAGUAGGACAAACACCGUCCUUCAGAACACAUGAUGAAAGCUUUUUGUUGUUUUUUUUUUAAUUAUUAUUAUCUCUAGAAUGGACCUCGUGUCACAGGCUGACCGGUCUUUGCAAUUCCAGUACAGUAUAAGGAAUAUGCCUCUUUGAAGUUUAGCUAGUAUUUUUAAUUUAUUUUAAAUUGUCACUGCUGAUAAUUCUGGAAGUGCUAAAGUGAUCAUUGUGAAUUCACAAAUGCAAAGGUAGUAAUUAUACCUUUAUUAAAAAUGGGGCAUUGUUUUGGUCCAAAUGGGCACUUCAUUUGAAAUGUCUUUUUUUCAUGCUAAUUCUAAUAUUUUAUCUCCUACUCAUAUUUUAAGAGUCAUAAUCCUAUGUUUUAUAAUAAGCAUAUUUACAAUGGAACUUGUACAUAGAAGAUGUGUAAAAUUGGUCAUUUUUAUAGAACUGAGAAUGUUUACUUCAUACCCGUAAUAACUAAGAGUAUAUAGAAAUCAUUAUACAAAAAUCUAUUAAAGUAUUUGUCAGUGUG
Spea bombifrons (plains spadefoot toad) is the source of this 7144-nucleotide messenger RNA. It is a transcript of the gene DOCK10, whose product is annotated as dedicator of cytokinesis 10. Bases 79 to 6651 code for a protein of 2190 amino acids. Gene Ontology annotation, molecular function: guanyl-nucleotide exchange factor activity. Gene Ontology annotation, biological process: dendritic spine morphogenesis; small GTPase-mediated signal transduction; positive regulation of GTPase activity. The transcript has 56 exons. NCBI's taxonomy places the organism in Eukaryota, Metazoa, Chordata, Amphibia, Anura, Pelobatidae. The record is from RefSeq and is a predicted model, not a curated record.